GCGAACGAGAGAGAGGGCGCGACCACCACCACCACCUCUUAAAUAGUCCGACGCGCGCACUCUCUCUCCGUCAUCAGACACAGAUGCAGAAGGAAGAAUAUACAUAGAAGUGAAGAUUCCAGAGAUUGAGAGAGAGAGAGAGAGGAUGGAGGAUGCGGAGCAGUACCUGUUCAAGAUCGUGAUCAUUGGCGACUCGGCGGUGGGGAAGUCCAAUUUGCUGUCGCGCUACGCCCGCAACGAGUUCAAUCUCCACUCCAAGGCCACCAUCGGGGUGGAGUUCCAGACGCAGAGCAUGGAGAUCGACGGCAAGGAGGUGAAGUCCCAGAUCUGGGACACCGCCGGCCAGGAGCGCUUCCGCGCCGUCACCUCCGCCUACUACCGCGGCGCCGUCGGCGCGCUCGUCGUCUACGACAUCUCCCGCCGCACCACCUUCGACAGCGUCCCCCGCUGGCUUCAGGAGCUCAACACACAUUCUGACACCGCGGUUGCGAAGAUGCUGGUCGGCAACAAAUGCGAUCUGGAGGACAUCAGAGACAUAUCCAUCGACGAAGGAAAAAGCCUUGCGGAAGCCGAAGGGCUCUUUUUCAUCGAGACCUCAGCUCUGGAUUGUACAAAUGUGAAGAAGGCAUUUGAGAUUGUCAUCAGGGAGAUAUACAACAACAUCAGCAGGAAGGUUUUGAACUCUGAUUCCUACAAAGCGGAAUUGUCUCGAGACAGGGUGAGCAUUACCAGCAACGGGAAUGAUGAGGCAAAACAAGCUUCCAGCAAACUCUCCUGCUGUUGAAACUGUUGUUGUGGAUCCAAAAUUAUAGCCAUCGAACGAUUUCGAGCCAUGAGGAUGGAUUUUGUUUGUCAUGUGUUUGAGAUUUCUUCAAGGUUUUUAACGAGUCAUCCGUAGAGCCAAAAUUUAGAUAACUAUUGGUCAAGGAUGUACAUUUUUAUGAUUUGUUCUUUAUGAUUUACUACUAUGAAAUCAUCUUCUUUUGUAAUGGAGUGCUGUAAAAUUCCGGUACUCAAACAAUAACUUUCAUAUUUUAGUAAGUUUAGUGUGUUAUUCUGCCUUGGAA
Messenger RNA from Musa acuminata subsp. malaccensis (wild Malaysian banana), 1067 nucleotides. Its product is annotated as ras-related protein RABA5e. Gene Ontology annotation, molecular function: GTP binding; GTPase activity. The record is from RefSeq and is a predicted model, not a curated record. Lineage: Eukaryota; Viridiplantae; Streptophyta; Magnoliopsida; Zingiberales; Musaceae. Gene Ontology annotation, biological process: vesicle-mediated transport.